GUGAAAUGUUUACAAGCCUUUUCAUACAUCCGUCCGUCAAUCAAUUCCAAAAUGAUGUCUUUGUUGAAUCAGCACUAGCAUUACAAUUGAGCUCUGGAGAUAACAUUAUCAUAUAUUUAUCUUGUGAACAAGGAACUCCAGUGCCAGUGUCCUGUGUGUUUGAGUAGAAUAUUAACCGGGUUAUUAGUUGUCAUGACAAAUUAUUACCUUGAACAUUAUGUCAUAGAGUUUUAUUCAUGGGAUAUGCACCAUAUAAAUUGGGAGGUCACCGUAAAACCACUGACAAUAGCACUACCUCCCAGGGAUUACGUUACAUUGAAUUUUCAUCGGCCAACACUGAACCAGUUGAGGAGCUGAUUACCAACUUGUAUUUUGAAGAUGUGCUCAGGAAAAUGUGCAAAGUGCUUGGGUAUUACCCUAAUCCCUCUCGCUAUUCUGUCUGUUUUGGCAAACAUUUUGCUUUUUUUCCCAGCUGGAAAAGUUGCAGAGAAGAAUGAUCAUAUCACAACAGAAGUCUUUUAUCUUGGUGGACUCUUGGGUUCUGGUGUUCUGAUGAUUUUUCCAGCUCUAGUGUUUCUGGGAAUGAAGAAUAAUGACUGCUGUGGAUGCUGUGGCAAUGAAAGCUGUGGGAAGAGAUUUGCUAUGUUUUCUUCCAUCCUUUUUGCUGCUGUUGGAUUUGUUGGAGCUGGAUACAAUUUUAUUAUUUCUGCAGUUGCUAUAAAUAAGGGGCCAAUAUGUUUUACAGGAAACACAAAUGAAAUUGAUGGUUGGGAGUAUGCUUUUAGUAAUGGAGAUUAUUUAAAAAACCAUACAUUAUGGAAGGAAUGCAAAAUAUACAGCUUCAAUGAAAAGGAAUUUAACACUGAAGUUAUUAUCACCUGGAAUUUGACCCUCUUCUCCAUUCUCCUGAUAUUGGGCUUAGUGCAAGCUGUUCUCUGUGCAAUUCAAGCCAUCAAUGGUCUCAUUGGGACAAUCUGUGGGGACUGCAAGUGCUGUGGAUGCUGUGACAGUAAUGAUGGACCUGUUUAACUCCAGAUGAGGUUUUUUUUUUAUAGUCCAAGUACCGUCCAAAAUAAAGACUACCCACAAAGAGGAAGAUAAAUGAAGAGUUCGGAUUACUUUGACCAUAUCUUCUUUUGUAAAAAAAAAAAAAAAAAAAGUAAAAAACUAUUAAAGCACAGUUGUAUAAUCAAUUGUGUCAAAUAUACAGAAGAAUAUAGUAAGAGAUGUUAUAUGACACUUGUCUAUUUCUUUAAAUCAUGUGUAAAAGGGGUUGUCUUACAUGUUGGGUGUUCAGCCAGCAUGGAGAUUAGCUGCUUCCAAUCCAAGUCCACUUUUCUUUUACUCUCCAUUAACAAUGAGCCAAGAGCUAUAGAAGGUGCAUGGGAACCUAUGGCGUGUCACCACAUAGCACAGCAAAUGUAUAGGUACCAUACAAUACAUUUUGUCGAAUGGAUUUAUUUGGUCUGUAUCUACUUUAUGGUACAAUGUAAAAACUAAAUUUUUCCUUCAUCUGUAGAUAUGUAACUGUUCAUAGUUGUCAAAAUUUUGGUAUCAACCAAAAGAACAGUAUGACCAACAAUGUCAUGUAUAGCCAGCUGAACAAUGACACUUUCCAUUGACAAUAGUUUUAUAUGCGAGGCCUUGGCUUAGAUGGUGUGAAUAAUAGCUUGCUUUAUAAAAACAAUAUUUACUAAUUAUAUUAAUCACCUCUACUGGUGCCUUUUGGUGUUGACAAAUAAUGUGACUAUUAAUUUAAAGGGGUAUUCCAGGCAAAACCUUUUUUUAUA
Hyla sarda is the source of this 1790-nucleotide messenger RNA. Its product is annotated as transmembrane 4 L6 family member 4-like. The coding region runs from base 379 to 1029 and encodes 216 amino acids. Gene Ontology annotation, cellular component: membrane. The transcript has 5 exons. NCBI's taxonomy places the organism in Eukaryota, Metazoa, Chordata, Amphibia, Anura, Hylidae. The record is from RefSeq and is a predicted model, not a curated record.